Spirometra erinaceieuropaei is the source of this 1408-nucleotide messenger RNA. Lineage: Eukaryota; Metazoa; Platyhelminthes; Cestoda; Diphyllobothriidea; Diphyllobothriidae. The record is from the annotation of a GenBank genome assembly.
AUGAGGGAGAUAGUUCAUAUACAGGCUGGUCAAUGUGGAAACCAGAUUGGCUCAAAAGUAACAUAAUUCGGCAACUUUCAUUUUUUUAGUUUUGGGAAGUCAUUUCGGACGAACACGGUAUUGACCCCACUGGGUCCUAUGUCGGUGAUUCUAAUCUACAACUGGAGCGCAUCAAUGUUUACUACAAUGAAGCGACAGGCGGUCGAUAUGUUCCUAGGGCAGUCCUCCUAGACUUGGAACCGGGAACAAUGGAUAGCGUUAGAGCUGGACCUUUCGGUCAAUUAUUCAGGCCAGAUAAUUUUGUAUUCGGUCAAAGUGGCGCAGGAAAUAAUUGGGCAAAAGGUCACUACACCGAAGGUGCCGAAUUAAUCGAUUCGGUGCUGGACGUAGUUCGCAAAGAAUCAGAAGCUUGUGAUUGUCUUCAAGGUUUCCAAUUGACUCACUCCCUUGGUGGUGGUACUGGUUCAGGAAUGGGCACGCUCUUGAUUUCGAAAAUCAGAGAGGAGUAUCCGGACCGAAUCAUGAGCACAUUCUCUGUUGUUCCAUCUCCCAAGGUGGGUAUAGAGUUCUACGAGUAUAUUCUGAAUCCAUAUUUUAGGUUUCAGAUACCGUUGUUGAACCCUAUAAUGCUACACUAUCAGUUCAUCAGCUUGUUGAAAAUACAGACGAAACUUAUUGCAUUGACAAUGAGGCUCUCUAUGACAUUUGCUUCAGAACACUCAAGCUCACGUCGCCCACAUAUGGGGACCUCAACCAUCUCGUCAGUGCAACAAUGUCUGGCGUCACCACUUGCCUUCGUUUUCCAGGCCAGCUAAACGCAGACCUCCGUAAACUGGCGGUUAAUAUGGUACCAUUUCCACGCCUCCAUUUCUUCAUGCCUGGAUUUGCCCCACUUACAAGUCGCGGCAGCCAACAGUAUUGUUCUUUGACGGUUCCCGAAUUGACCCUACAAAUGUUUGACGCAAAGAACAUGAUGGCAGCCUGUGAUCCACGCCACGGUCGGUAUCUGACUGUCGCUGCUAUUUUCCGCGGUCGCAUGUCAAUGAGGGAGGUUGAUGAACAGAUGAUGAACGUCCAAAACAAAAAUUCCAGCUACUUUGUGGAGUGGAUCCCGAAUAAUGUGAAGACUGCUGUUUGUGACAUCCCACCCCGCGGUCUUAAGAUGUCGUCCACCUUUAUUGGCAACAGCACGGCUAUCCAAGAGCUCUUCAAGCGCAUUGGGGAACAGUUUACGGCUAUGUUCCGCAGGAAGGCAUUUUUGCACUGGUACACUGGCGAGGGUAUGGAUGAGAUGGAGUUCACGGAGGCCGAGUCAAAUAUGAACGAUCUCAUCAGCGAAUAUCAACAAUAUCAGGAAGCGAGUGUUGAUGAGGAGGAUGUUGAAGAAUAUGAUGUGGCCGAACAGUAA